Messenger RNA from Vanrija pseudolonga, 834 nucleotides. RefSeq lists its product as uncharacterized. The coding region runs from base 1 to 834 and encodes 277 amino acids. NCBI's taxonomy places the organism in Eukaryota, Fungi, Basidiomycota, Tremellomycetes, Trichosporonales, Trichosporonaceae. The transcript has 5 exons. The record is from RefSeq and is a predicted model, not a curated record.
AUGUCCCGGUUUAAUAGGUGGAUGGUCAUGGCCGCAUGCGUCCUCGCGGCCGGCAUCUGCGGCGGCUUUGGCGCAUGGAACGCAGUAGUCGUGGCGAAUGAUGACUCCUCGUCGUCCCUCUUUGUCAUGGAGAUCAUCACCGCGACGCUCAUGUUCCUCGCCAUCCCGUUCUUUGCUGGAGCGUUCGCGCACGCUGCAAUGAAAAAGCAGCGCGCUACGCCGGCCCUGCAGCUCGGCACGCUUGUACUCGGGGUCGCGCCGGCCCUGUUCUACUUUAUCGUCCGUUUCGUCGGCAAGGGCCAAAUCACGUUCCGCUGCCGCCUGCGCCCAACGUACGACCAGGUGCAGUCGCUGCCCAAGAUGGUCGAGUCUGUCGACCCGGACAUCAGGAGCGCGUGCGACAAGACGUGGGCGGGACAGACGGCCGGAGUGGCUAUCGGGUGUAUUGCGUUGGUGGCGUGUACGGUCUACAUCGUCGCAUACUACCGUGCCUGCGACGCAGCGUACGAAGCGCACAAGCGGACUGUCGCAUACGGGAUCCUCACGUACCGCCAGCACGCGCGCCGCGAGCACCGCCGCCGGACGCAGGAGGCACACGCGAUGGCCGCGGCCAUGGCACAUGUCAACGCGACGCUGCCGUACCCGCCACCAGCGGGCCUCAACGGCGGACCAGAUGCGCACUGGGCAAACGGAGGACUCGAGUCGCUCGCAGGAUGGUCGCCACCCCCGAGUUAUGACCACACGAGCGGGUGGGAGGGGACCGACAAGCGCGGCGAGAAGCGUAUCAGCGAGGAGGCAUCGCCGAGGCCCAGCCAGGUUGGGCUGGCGUUCUAG